UUUAAGCGAACAAUUUUUUAGUCAUAUUUUUAUUCGUUUGGCUCCUUGUAAGUGGCAAAAUCAACAAUGGCAGGUCGAGAAUCAAAUGGUCUCGAACAUUUCUAUGCUGACUUUUAUGAACGUAAAACCCGGAAUUUAAAUUUGAAACAACACAUUGAUCAAGAUUUGAAUGAAUUCCAUGUAUUGGAACGAAAAUACAUUAUGAUGGAAGAACUGUUGAUAGACAUAAAGAUCCACAAAAAUGAGAUGUCCAAAAUGUACAAUUAUAUGGUUGAUGUCAUCGGUGAUGUGCGCGUCGCAGACAAGGAAUUGCGCCACAAAAUUGAUGUAUUGAAAGAUUUUCACGAAGAAAUGAACAAACGUAAUGAGAAAAAGGCGACAGAAGUGCAAGAGCUCAAAGACAAGAUCGCGGCAACCAAAAAGGAAAUACACGAAUUGAAGAACAAAGAACAAACAUCGAUCGAAUUUUCGAAGGAUGAACAGAAUUACGAGGAAAAUGGUGCCGGCGACAGCGACAGCGACAUGGUAGUGGAUAUGAGAGCGGAUAAUGAUUACAUGGAUUUCAUGCAAAAUUAUUUUCGUCGUGGAACGAAUAUAGUGAGUUCCACCGUUCACGGACAUGACAGUUCAGACCAAGACUCAGAUACAGCCGAAGACAAGUUGAAUUAA
Molecule: messenger RNA, 669 nt
Organism: Contarinia nasturtii (swede midge)
Lineage: Eukaryota; Metazoa; Arthropoda; Insecta; Diptera; Cecidomyiidae
Exons: 3
Coding region: 67-669 (200 amino acids)
Source: RefSeq, a predicted model, not a curated record